AUGACCACAAACCUAGAUUCGAAACAACUUGAACAAUUGAAAGAAGCCGAGAAAUUGGCAUUUGAACAUCAGAACUUUUUUGAGCAAAUUCUUGACACAACAAUCUCUAUAUGCUUAGGAACUCCAUGUAAUGAGUUUCGACUCCAGUAUCAAUGCUUGAGCUUUAUUCACAAGGCUUUUUACGAGAAAAAAAUCGAUUCUUUCGAAUUAAGAAGCCAACAGUCCGUCAAAGUAAUUCAGCUUCUCGAUUACUUGAUAAUUCGUAACGAAGAGAGGUCUCCAAACUACUUGAUCAUACAGAAGUGUAUUGAUAUUCUCAACGCUACAUACGACCUUAUUUUUUUGCAGAUGGUUCAAAAUCCGAAUGAAGACGAUUGGGAACGCCUGUCUAACGUCAAAGACUAUCUACUUUCUCAGUGGCCCUCUUCAUAUCCAUUACAGCCAUAUAACCCAGAAACUGACCUCUCCAGAUCAAUCGCAUGCAAAACUUCCCUGAUCAAGCUAAUUGGGAGAAUCAUUCAAGUUCAACUUCCAGCAUCUCCCUCUAUUACUGAUAUCGAGCAUGAUAUCUCGGUCUCCAUGAUUAAAACAAGCCAUCCGUUUCUCUUGAAUUCAAAUUUGUCAUCGCAAGCACAAAACCUACUGGACAAUUUUUUUACAGUUUUGAAUGAUGAUGUUUUGCUUCCAACUGGAUUGUUCACCACAAUCAUGUCCACAAUGAUGACGUUAUUCAAAGCAAGACCCAAAUUCCUCUCAAAUAAAUUUAUCAUGUUUAUUUUAGCCUACGAGUCGCAAUUGAAGAUUGAACCACGAUUCGAACGAGAGGAGAAGCUUAAAAUGAAACUAACCAAGAGAUUUAAUGACAGAGUUGACAAAUGCUUAAUUUCCAUACUUUUGAACAAGGGUUUCUUGGCAAAAGACCCGGGUCUGAGAACUAGAUUUGAGAACAAGUUCAACUACUUGGUGGACAAGGCACGAGACCAAAGACAAAAGGGAAUAUUGAAUGUUGAUGACGAUGAUGAUCUUGAGGUGAAAGAGAUCAAAAGACAAAAGGUUGAGGCUAUACAGAGAAACAAUAUGCUGUUUUACAACGAGUCCAGAAUUGCUAGAUCCCAUGAUUAUAAGUCUAUAUACAAUCUUAUCAAACCAAAUGAUCAGUUGACUGAAUUUGAUAUGUCAACUAUCCCAACAGAUGUGCUAGUCUCAAUGGUUAUUACAGCCUUACAAAAGAUAAGUGUCGCUAAGCUAGUCAAAGGUCUGACAAUCGUCUCUGAUAGAUAUAAAGAUAUUACCACAAAUACGGAUAGCGCUUUUCAGGGAAUAUAUGUCCCGUCUACGAAUGAAGGGUCUUUGAAAAGAAAGCGCACCGAUGAUGACGAAUUUGGUAUACGUACGCGGAUGAAGACAGACACUGGAAAUGAUAUUUCAAACGAGAUUGAUGACGCAUAUAAUGAUGAUGAAUUGAAGGGAGACUUUUUGGUUCCAGUACCUAAGGAGUUUUCUUUUAACAGCAAGAAAGAGCAAUUAGCGCUUAUUGUUAGAAACUUCAUUAAGCAAUCAGCUCCUAAGAUCAAGCAAAAUAACUCCACCUCAGAUCAGUCGAUACAACACAAUGCACUCGAUAAGCUUGCAAUAUCGAUUUGGAAUGAAGAGUCUUGGGUUAAAGUCCUUUCCCGACUUGCGACACGAGGACUAGCUAAUGAUGAGCUAUCUGAUUGUAUGAGGAAAUCCGUUUUCAACUAUUUCAAAGACGAUAUGAGGAAUAGAAUUGAUGGAGUCAUUGAAUGGCUGAAUGAAGAAUACUAUUCUGAGAUACGUGAUACAACAGGUGUACAGCCACAGAAAGACGGUCAUUAUAUGACAUACUGCGCGUUCACUUUGGAUAAUCUGAUUCCAUUCUUGGACUCGAGUGACAGAAAAGUUUUCAUCAGAUUGAUGAGCGAGCUACCAUACCUGGACAAAAGUCUUAUUUCAAAACUUCGAUCUUUGUGUAAAGAUCCUGUAAGAUCCAAACUCGGUUUUCAGUCUUUAUUAUAUCUCAUUAUGUUCAGGCCACCCGUAUUACCCGAUUGUUUGGGGCUCCUCACAGACAUGCUCAAUGACGCAAGCAGCGAUGACGCACUGAAGAAAGAAUGUUCAACUUAUCUCAAGAAAUAUAGUCCUCAAUAA
Molecule: messenger RNA, 2169 nt
Organism: Ogataea angusta
Lineage: Eukaryota; Fungi; Ascomycota; Pichiomycetes; Pichiales; Pichiaceae
Exons: 1
Coding region: 1-2169 (722 amino acids)
Cellular component (GO): mRNA cleavage and polyadenylation specificity factor complex
Source: RefSeq, a predicted model, not a curated record